AAUCACGCCUCCCCGUAGACGCAUAUGUACAUCCUUUCGCAAUGUAAAGCGAGAAGAAGAAAUUACAUUCGCGAGAUGGAAGGCAUAUGACAUGCACGCUCAACACCGCUCGACUUCCGAAUCCUCCAUAUGCGUGUCUGAACUGGGUACAGUGGUGCUCCUCCUUUCAGAGUUGAGAUUCACCACCGCAACCCUCACCCACACACUCGGAUCCAGCGUCCCCUUUCUCCUCAUGCACCUCCCUCCCCCUCCGCCAAUUUCUUCAGAUUCAGGCGUUGAAAAUAUGCUCAGAGAAGUCGGUUCUACUUUCUGGAACCCCGCUGUUUGUGGUGUGCAAGGUCUUCUUUGUGGUGAACUUGAUGUUCGAUGGGAGCGUGAUCCGGGAGGUAGUGGGCAGCCUGGGUUGUGGUGCCGUGACAAAGAGUGCAGAACUGGACGCUGCAUACACUUGGGGAGUAUGUCAAUGUCCUUCAGAACAUUGAUCGUUAACUCGGAUGGUUAUCCAUCUUUGGACGACUCAACUCGGGGUUGAGUGCUACACUACCAUUAGGUGCCGAACCGGGCGUGUAAACUCAUUCGUGACUGGAUAUAUGUUGGGGUCUGGACUCAAGCAAACUCCAUAUCUUAGCGCUCGCCGACGGAUUUGGUGUUGGUCAGAUGUGAGGCGGAAUAAACCGAGGUGCCUGCAACCACAGCAUGCAAAUCUGAGCGUUUAGCAGGCUCAUUGUCUAUUUGUUUGUAAAGCACGUCGUCCUUUCUCAAUCAG
Molecule: messenger RNA, 766 nt
Organism: Suillus subalutaceus
Lineage: Eukaryota; Fungi; Basidiomycota; Agaricomycetes; Boletales; Suillaceae
Exons: 5
Coding region: 92-532 (146 amino acids)
Source: RefSeq, a predicted model, not a curated record